Molecule: messenger RNA, 783 nt
Organism: Yamadazyma jaroonii
Lineage: Eukaryota; Fungi; Ascomycota; Pichiomycetes; Serinales; Debaryomycetaceae
Source: the annotation of a GenBank genome assembly
AUGGCCAUCUUAAACUCCAAUCCUGAAAUCUUAUUAAAGAAAAGGAAAGAUAGAGAUCUCAAACGUUUACAAAAACAAGAGCAAGCUAAAGAACGUGAUGCUGCUAGAGCCAAGGCUGCUAAAACCAAAGCUAAGAAAUUCAUCCGUGCUGAAACUCUUAUCUCAAACUACAAAACCAAAGAGUUAGAAGCUAAAAGAGUCAAGAAUAUCACCAAAUUCGAAGCUUCCAAUGCUGAAGAAUACGUUGAACCUAAACUUUUAUUCCUUAUCAGAAUACCCAACCACAAAAAGGGAGUCAAAAUCCCUCCUAAAGCUCAAAAAAUCUUAAACCUUUUGAAAUUACAUAAAAUCAAUAGCGGUGUUUUCGUUGUUUUAAAUGAAAAUGUUUUACAAUUAUUGAAAUUAAUCAGUCCUUAUAUUGUCUGUGGUAAACCUUCAUUGAUUUCCAUUAGAAAAUUGUUCCAAAAAAGAGCCAAUGUCAAAAUCAAUGACGAAAUCGUUAAAUUAGAUAACAAUCAAUUGGUUGAAGAUGAAUUUGAAGAAGAAGGUUUGAUUUGUAUUGAAGAUUUGAUCCAAGAAUUAAUCAGUUUAUCUUCAAACAUCAAAAGAAUUAAUCAAUGGUUAAUGCCUUUCACCUUAAAUUUACCAGUAAAUGGGUUUGGACCUCAAAAUAAAUUGGCCAAAUUGAAAUAUAAUGUCGAAAACAAAAGAGGAAUAAGUUUAGCUGGGAAUGUGGAAUUAAGUGAGGUUGAUAUUGAUAAGGUUAUUGAUGAACAAAAUUAG